AAAAAACAUAACAGAUCUGGUAAGGCAUAUUUCCAAUUUUCCAUUGCGUCCUGGACUGCUGGUUAAUAUCUCUUUAUAAAAAAUUCUUAAAAUCCUUUAAUUUAUUCAUCCAGAUUCCAUCUCCCCCUCCCAGUCUCUUGAUCACACGUCUCAAAUUGACAAAAAACCAUAUUCAUCUCACUGUAGCAGCAGAAAGAAGAAACUUAUAAACCUACCUCUCUUACUCCUACCCUGACAGUAGAAUUACGAUCGAACCAACCUAUCCUUUCUCUCCAUUUGGAUCGUUGAAAGUGAAACUAUUCUUCUCAUAUGAAAAUAUCCUUUAGCAGGCUUCAGACGCAACGAAACAUCAGGGAUUGGUGAAGAGAUCGCUAAGUUUUUCAUCGUUACUGAAAAUUUUUCCAGCUAGAAUCUCUGUAGACCCAGAAAGAACUUGUGGGCUUUGUUUACAUUCCUGUUUUAUGGGGAAAUUCGUCUAGGAAAACCUGCUGAGGCUUACAAAUCCAAUACAAAUCUUGGGAGAUAGUUCAGUUCUGUGCAAGAACUCUUCAGGGGUUUUCUUUUUUCUUGGUUAGGGUUUUCAAGAACAUCCAGAAAUCGAAUCCUGAUUUGGGAUAUUUUUAGGAAGAUAUGAAUUUCAGAAGCUUCGAUGAGUUCUGGCCGUUCUACGUCAAUCAACAUUCAAAACCAUUGACGAGGCGUUGGCAUUUCAUAGGCUCGCUUAUGGGAUUUAUCAUUCUGGUAUGUUCAAUUUUCUUCAAGUGGUGGUUUGUGUUCUUUGUGCCGAUAUUUGGUUACGGAUGUGCUUGGUAUAGCCAUUUCUUCGUCGAAGGGAACAUUCCAGCUACAUUUGGGCAUCCUUUUUGGUCUUUUCUUUGUGAUAUCAAGAUGUUUGGGUUGAUGCUUACUGGGCAGAUGGAUAAGGAGAUCAAGAGGCUUGGAAAGAGGCCAGUAUUGCAGGUCUUCUGAGAUUCCUUUAUAUGUCGGUUUGGGCGUUCCUGUAUGAGUCUUUCAGGUAUAACCCGCAGCUGCAUCUGGCGGUGGUUUUAUUUCUAUGGGAACUCAACAUUGUUGCGUGUUCUUUCUUCCUUUAUAUUUUUUCCCCACCACCUCCUCCUCCUCCUUAUAGACCAGAUGAAUGUCAUCUUGUAUAUGUUUCUUUAGAAUUUUAUCUGCAUACUUGAAUGUAUAGACAUGGUGAAUGAUUUUCACUGCAACUCUUUCUGGGUUGGGUUCUGUAACCAUAAAAGUUUACUCAGAAUUGUAUGCUCUGCCUCUGUUGCAGAAUACGUGCUCCUUUUAGUUUUUUAAAGUUAUCCGAAUUCGUGUA
Messenger RNA from Macadamia integrifolia, 1330 nucleotides. RefSeq lists its product as uncharacterized. The transcript has a single exon. The record is from RefSeq and is a predicted model, not a curated record. Bases 631 to 969 code for a protein of 112 amino acids. NCBI's taxonomy places the organism in Eukaryota, Viridiplantae, Streptophyta, Magnoliopsida, Proteales, Proteaceae.